GCAGCAGCACUACUGUUCUUCAUAAUUCCAAGGUAAUUAAGCUAGCAAGCAAGCAACAGAGAUCGAUCGAUCGAUCGAUCAAUGGCGGCGUCGUGGAGCGAGAGUGAAAACGCGAGGUUCGAGCAGGCGCUGGCGACGUACGACAGCGACAAUCCCAACCGGUGGGAGCUCAUCGCCACGGCGGUCGGCGGCGGCAAGACGGCCGACGACGUCAGGCGCCACUACGACCACCUCCAACACGACGUCACCACCAUCGACGACGACCACUCCCACGCCGCCGGCGAAGCCCUCCCCAACGGCAACAACAACAAUAAUACUAACAAAGGAAACCGAAACCAGGCAUGAUCGAUCGAUCGACGACGGCCGGUGAUGGUGCACGCAAUUGCUUAAGCUUUCAUGGUUAAAUAUUUUUUUUCACAUAAAAGUAAAAAAAAAAACAUGAUCGAUCGAUGCGGACCUUAUAUUGAUCCAUGCAUAUUGGCCUAAAUAUAUAUGUAUGAGCCAAUGUUGCAUCUGGCCACGUACCUGCGCCAAUAUUGGAGUAUUUGGUAUUUAUACGGUACGUAUGACAACUUUGUGCUUGCAUCUCCAUCAAUAUAUUAUUACUA
Molecule: messenger RNA, 608 nt
Organism: Oryza sativa Japonica Group (Japanese rice)
Lineage: Eukaryota; Viridiplantae; Streptophyta; Magnoliopsida; Poales; Poaceae
Source: RefSeq, a predicted model, not a curated record